AUGUCAAAUUUAUGCUCUAGAAUUGUUUUAAAACCCGUUAAAAGGUUACCAAACGGUACAGAUUUGUUAGUGGAUGAAACUAAUACGUGGAUGAAUGCUGAAAAUGUCAACAAUGGUGGUGGAUUAUCAGUGUCUCCACCAAACACAAUAUCUCAAAGGGAGUUGACAACACUGGUGUCGCAUUGCUACAAUGUGCCAACAUCCCCAUGCAGCUCUAAAAGCUCCACUCCCUCGCCCACAGCCCUACCUACAACUCCCCCCAGGCACAGCUACCCUUGA
This is a messenger RNA of Pieris macdunnoughi, 279 nucleotides long. Lineage: Eukaryota; Metazoa; Arthropoda; Insecta; Lepidoptera; Pieridae. The record is from the annotation of a GenBank genome assembly.